AAGCACAAAAAUAGACAAGAACAAGACCAAUUACUACACACAAGCUAACAACUUUCACCACUCUAAACAUCCUACAAACAACUUUGCAAACACUUAUACACCUGUAGAAGUAACAACAAUAAUCAAUAGUAUGAACCAACAAUAUAUAUGGAGUAAACAAGUUGAAGUAGAACAAAACUUUCAACUAGAAACUCGAUACAAGCUCAGAGAAACCUCAAACAUCAAAGGCAAGGAAGCA
Molecule: messenger RNA, 238 nt
Organism: Acaulospora colombiana
Lineage: Eukaryota; Fungi; Glomeromycota; Glomeromycetes; Diversisporales; Acaulosporaceae
Source: the annotation of a GenBank genome assembly